CCUGAAAGAUUUUAAUUACUUAUCCCUAUCAAAGAAAACUAACACAAGUAUAUAUUUAAAGAAAAAUGCUUGAUAAGCUUACCAGAGGGUUCGGGCACAGACACGGGAGAAGCCGCGGCUUCGGGUUCGAGGAGCACAAGGAGUUUGUGACUCAUAUGGAGUCAGAAGGAAGCUUCUUUGACCAUCAAGCCCGCAUGAGGCUUCCGGCCAACCAUGGCCGUCCACCCAUGGCUCACAUGCCUGUCUGCGAUGAAGAAGACUCAGACUCAGAUGUGGAGGAGUUCUUCGAGAGAAGCCGGACCCACCACACUACUGCGUUGCCGCAACCACUUCAUCUGAACUUCAGGCCUCCACCUCCAGUGACUCAGCCUCACCAUAAUGGGAAGAUGGGUAAUGGAAUGCUGGGACAACAUGAAGAUGCAUUCCAUGGAGGGCACGGGAUGCAGCACCACGGUGGACAUGGGAUGCAACACCAUGGCGGACACGGGAUGCAACACCACAACAUACAUGGGAUGCAGCACCAGGGCGAGCAUGGAAUGCAACACCAAGGAGAGCACGGGUUGCAGCAUCAAGGCGGGCACGGGAUGCAGCACCAAGGGGAGCACAGAAUGAAGCACCAGGGUGGGCACGGAAUGCAGCACCAAGGGGGGCACGGAAUGCAGCACCAGGUCGGGCACGAGAUGAAGCACCAGAGCGGGCACAGACUGCAGCACCAGGGCGGGCACGGAAGGCAGCACCAGGGCGGGCACGAGAUGAAGCACCAGGAUGGGCACGGAAUGCAGCAUCAGGGCGGGCACGGACUGCAACACCAGAGGGGGCACGGACUACAACACCAGGGCGGGCACGGGAUGCAGCACCAAGGCGGAGUAGUGGUGAAGGCUACUGAGAAUUGGCGGGUGAGCAAAAGCAGCGGCCAGAAACUCGGGUGGGGGAGUAAGGGACUCUAGACUCCACCUAAAUACUAUGCCGGUUCAAGUAAGAAAGUAAUGAUUAUGUAUCCCAAAUAAUACAUUUAUAAGAUGUAUGUGUGUGAUGGAUUUCUCUAUCUUAUCAAAACUAAAUAGGGGACUUUAAACCCCUAAAAGGUGCUUCUGUUUGAUGACAUAAUAAUUACUAAGGAGUGUUGUUGUUGCUGCUUAUGUUUAAUAAAAGUGAUGUAUAUUAUCAGUUGAUUUCCCCUC
This is a messenger RNA of Arabidopsis lyrata subsp. lyrata, 1181 nucleotides long. RefSeq names its product repetin. The record is from RefSeq and is a predicted model, not a curated record. Bases 66 to 947 code for a protein of 293 amino acids. The transcript is spliced from 2 exons. Lineage: Eukaryota; Viridiplantae; Streptophyta; Magnoliopsida; Brassicales; Brassicaceae.